AUAGUAUUCUGUUAGUCAACGGAACUCAGUGAACUUAGUUUAGUUCAAUUAGACAUUAUAAUCAGUAAUAAUUCAGUCAAGCCUAGUAUGAACUAGGAAUUAGUUUAGUGUCUAUUCAGUUGGGAGUAGGAUUCAGCACCGAGCAAACCUAGGGAUAGGAGAAUUCCUGCUAGCAGAGGGUUUGACCUUAGUAGUCAUCUAUGCAUUACAGAACUAUGUAGCUACCAUAGGUUGAUAUAUCUUCCUUAUAUACUAGGGUUGAUACAUCUCGUACAAGUUUUCCUGCCAGCAAGGGUUAACGAAAGAGCUUCAUAUUAGAGAGGGUAAACUUAUAGUUGUCUUUACCCGUGGCACGAUACUGAUACCGUUCCAACUAGGGUUACAGGUUGGACCCCAAUCUAUCCAAAAAGGGGUAUGUCGAUUAGAUAAUUACCUCCCACAGUCUCAGUUUCAGUUUCAGUCUCAGUAUAGAACUCAGUUCAGUUCUACAAUAUUAAGACUGUCAGAUACAGUCACUCAAUUAAAUACAGAACUCCGUACAGUUCCAUAGAAUCUAGACUGUCAGAUACAGUCAUUUAGCUACCAGUUAUAUAGUAUCAGUAAACUCAGAUAUGAGUAAAUCAGUAAUUCAGAACUCAGUAACUAGUGUUAUGAUGACCUCAGUUAUAGUUUAUGUAUUCAUGCAUGUACUUUCAUUCAGUUAUACUCUUGUUAUUUAGUCAAUAUUGUUCAUGCAUAUGAACCCAUUCAUCUUAGAAUACCUCACUUAACAUACUAGUACAUCCAAAUUACUGACACAUACCUUUCUUUGUGCUAUGAUGUCUUAUAUCAUAGGUUCAUAUGCACGGGCUCCCAAUCAUACUUAGUAGCCCGAUCCAUCAGCAGCAGAUUAGUGAUGGCCAUCUUGCUGACCGAGUGGGCGAUGGUGUGCCACGUAUACUGAAAUCAUUUGUAAAGUAUAGACCAACAUAUAAAGAGAUCAAGCCUGCAUUUUUUUAUAUUAGGAAAGAGCAGGUUGUGUUGCGUAGCAUUACGCUGACAGUUCUUGAAAAAAUAAUCCUUCAAUUACCUCAUUUCAAAUCCGUGGAUGCAGUUGUGCACUUUAUUGAUUUGCCUAGCACCGGUAAACAAGAUUGUAGUCAUUCGAGCUCAGAUAAUGAAUUGGAACUCUUGAGAAGUGAUGUUAAAGUGGCAUAUCGAAGGUUUUUAUUAAUAUUUGUAUGUUUUUGCUAAAUGAUGUUUUAAAUUUUUCCUUUUAUGUUUAGUUAACGGAAAAGGUUUCCUCGAUGGAGAAGUUUAUGAAAUCCUCAUUUGAAUUGAUUUUUUCGAGCUCUAGAUAUAAAGAAUGAACCCAAGGUAUUCUUUUCCUGAAUUUUUCCUAUUUUCUUAACAAACCUUAUAUACACUAUUGUAAUUAUUUUAUAGAGUUUUUUGUAUAGGUUGGUACAUCAAUUAGUGAUAACAAUGG
This is a messenger RNA of Capsicum annuum, 1468 nucleotides long. RefSeq lists its product as uncharacterized. The record is from RefSeq and is a predicted model, not a curated record. The transcript is spliced from 3 exons. NCBI's taxonomy places the organism in Eukaryota, Viridiplantae, Streptophyta, Magnoliopsida, Solanales, Solanaceae. Bases 841 to 1233 code for a protein of 130 amino acids.